AUGGCACCGUCGGCCCCAUCAUCGGCCCUGAACGGCGUUGUCAUCGGAUUACUGUCCUCCUUUGGUUCCGCCGUCCUUAUCGCUCUCAUCUUCCUCGUCAUCUACUUCUUCAGAUACACGGCCAGCGGCCGCAUCUUUCUCGAUCGCAUCGGACGACCGGGCGAAUAUGACGACGAGCAGGCUUUCGCCCGGGAGGAGGCUGAGGCCCUCGAGUCCAUGGACGAUAUGCAGAGGACUGAGUACCUCAGGGCAAAAGCAUUCAUCCAAGCGAACCCUCCCGAAUCCGUCCAAACCGACAUUUCUCUAUCGCAAUACCUCGCCAUCCAAGAAAAGGGUGUUUCCGCCUGGGAGUUUGAACCCGAGCUGGAAAUCGCAAAUUGCUUCGUCGAAGGCCGCACCGAAAUUGAGUUCUUCGACUCCGAAUGCACCGUCAUGAGCAAUCUGCCCGUACCCAAGCAAAACGAGGUCUACUACUGGGAAGCCAAGAUCUACGAUAAGCCCGAAACUACGCUCCUCAGCAUCGGCAUGGCCACAAAGCCGUACCCGUUGUUCAGACUACCUGGCUUCCACAAACAUUCCGUAGCAUACCUGUCAGCAGGCCAGCGCCGUUGCAACCAGCCCUUUGCCGCAACUCCUUAUGGACCUCAGUUCGUUCAAGGCGAUGUCAUUGGCGUUGGCUAUCGUCCUCGGACGGGCACCAUUUUCUUCACCCGCAAUGGUAAGAAGCUGGAAGAUGCCGUUCACGGUGUAAAGUCGCAAAACUUUUUCCCUGCCAUCGGGGCCAACGGGCCUUGCAUUGUUCAUGUCAACUUUGGUCAGGCCGGCUUCGUCUUCAUCGAGGCCAACGUAAAGAAAUGGGGCCUCGCCCCGAUGACGGGCAGCCUGGCACCGCCGCCACCGUAUGGCUCUGAGCAGGGCGAUAUCCUACUAGAGGCUGGACGCAAGGACGCGUACACGAGCAGCAGCGGCGGACAGCAGCGGGGGCACUCCCAGACGCAGUCCUACUCUCAAGGUGGCUUGGGACCUCAGCAUGGGCGGACGAGAAGCGGAAACUUCAGAGUACUUCCACCGAGGAGCCCCGGUCCCGUAAGAAGCCCGACUGACAUCUCCCUGACGCACUUUGUGCCCGACGAUGAGGGCGGCGAGCCAAGCAGCAGCAUCAAUCGCGGGCACGAAGGGCAAAGCGUCGUAGGGCUUGGGCUUCAAGACGCCUUGAACCCGCCACCCGAGUAUACGAGUCCCGACCACUCGGAGGCCGGUAGCCGUCGGAACAGCACAGACAGCGAGAAUACACCGUUGAUCCGCGUUCUUAAUCGGAGUCGAGGCGCCUCGGCAGCCGCUGCGGCCGGACCAUCGCACCCCCCGAUACCCAGUUACACCGAUGCGGUGAGAGCCGGCGCCGGGCGGGAGGGGAACAGCACUCCGCGACCCAGCAAUCGACGCGGUAACCGGUCGAGGUCACAGAGCGCGCAAUGA
This is a messenger RNA of Colletotrichum godetiae, 1476 nucleotides long. Its product is annotated as ssh-4. The record is from RefSeq and is a predicted model, not a curated record. The transcript has 3 exons. Lineage: Eukaryota; Fungi; Ascomycota; Sordariomycetes; Glomerellales; Glomerellaceae. Gene Ontology annotation, cellular component: endoplasmic reticulum. The coding region runs from base 1 to 1476 and encodes 491 amino acids. Gene Ontology annotation, biological process: protein transport to vacuole involved in ubiquitin-dependent protein catabolic process via the multivesicular body sorting pathway. Gene Ontology annotation, molecular function: protein binding.